GCUGAAUUCAGUCAUAUAGUGUCAGCUUGUGGUUCGGACACAUACACGAUCCAUUGAAAAUGCAAGUCGAAGUCAAUCCCAACGAAGAUACCGAAUGGAACGAUAUCCUUCGCAAGCAUGGCAUUAUCCCCGAGAAGCCCAAGGACCCUGAGCCACUAAUCCAGGAGGCGCUGAUCGAAGCAGAGCGCAAGGCUUAUGAGAACCGACUGGAGGACAAGGAUCUGGAUGAGCUAGACGAGCUAGAGGACGAGGAGGAUGAGGCAUUCCUGGAACAAUACCGUCAGAAACGAUUAGCGGAGCUCUCUACGCUGCAGCAAACCAGUGUGCACAACCAAGUCUAUCCUCUCCAGAAGGUCGACUACGCCCGCGAAGUAACAGAGGCCUCGAAUGACUGCUUUGUCUUGGUCCACCUCAGCUCUUCAACUGGCGGUAACGUUGAAUCGCAACGAUUGACGGAACUCUGGCGGACUCUGGCGGCCAAGUACGGGGAUAUCAAGUUCUGCGAGAUCCGCGCCAACAUGUGCAUUGAGGGCUAUCCCGAGCGCAACACACCCACUAUCCUAGUCUAUAGAAAUACCGAGAUCAAGAGGCAGCUGGUCACCUUGCGGGAACUUAAGGGGCCGCGCACUACAGUCGAAGAUAUCGAGAGAUUGCUCCUUGACCUAGGCGCUCUCAAGGAGAGUGACGUACGUUUGAAGAAGCGAUCGGACUCUUCGGACGAUGAACGUCCGGCCAUGAGUAAAAAUAAGUCAAUUAGACCUAUGGUCCAGGAUGACGAUGACGACUGGGAUUAGGUACUAUAAUCCUGUGUUGUCAUAUCAGGUGUCAUGCCCAUUCAUAUCAGUCGAGCUGGCCGGAUGGUCAUCAACUGAACCACUCAAAAAGAACUUGAGCCCGCAGCGGACGAAUAUCUUUUUGAGUAUUGGAGGCGGCAAUGCUAUCGUUGGGAGGGGCUACCGUAGCAACCUAGAUGCAUAUCCGGAGCUGGGCUCGGAAGGCCAGGAAGCUUUCGGCUUUCAGCGAUUUGGUCCUACCAUCUUCACACCGUCCUUCAAGUCUCCACCACAGAAUAUUCACCUUGCCAUCAAUUGUAUAUUUGGCCACGUUAGUAACAGGAUUCCGCAAGGUAUUCAAGAAAAUUACUCGAAAUGGAAUCCCCAAAUGAGGUUCCCAGCCACAGCCGCAAGUCAUAAAAGCCGACUUGAGCAGUUGACGAUGAAGAGCAGGAAGGUGGCAUAUGUUCCUAGU
Aspergillus saccharolyticus JOP 1030-1 is the source of this 1248-nucleotide messenger RNA. RefSeq names its product phosducin family protein. The transcript has 4 exons. The record is from RefSeq and is a predicted model, not a curated record. Gene Ontology annotation, biological process: protein folding. NCBI's taxonomy places the organism in Eukaryota, Fungi, Ascomycota, Eurotiomycetes, Eurotiales, Aspergillaceae. Gene Ontology annotation, cellular component: cytoplasm. Bases 60 to 794 code for a protein of 244 amino acids.